AGCUCGCGUACUGCACGUGGACCUCUGCGCCGCCCCCACCGAGUGAGGCUCAGGCACCCGAAGCGUCUGGAGUUGUUUUGAGGCUGUCCUCGCGUUAUCUACUUCGCAGCAGGCAGGGGACCAGUGUCCCCGCACCUGUGACUGUUUUUUUUUUUUUAAACCCAGUGUUUAAGUUCAGGAAGAACUCAGGGCUCCCCUGGACUGGGUGUGCCUGGAUUUCAAGUUCUAUUCAGGGAGAGGAUCCCAGGCCUUAUAUUGGUCCUGAUUUCUUCAGAUUCCCUAUUAGCACGAUUUCUACGAGGCCCAACACAAACCCAGUUUACCAGACCUCCGAUUAUACAAGAAAUCUUGCAGAAGAAAGAAAAAGCAAUAGAAAGAAGACGUGAGGAGGAAACACAUCCGUCUGCACAUGGAAGGGGCGCUGACUGCCCGGGACAAGGUCGGGGUUCAGGAUUUUGUGCUAUUGGACGCGUACACCAGCGAAUCUGCCUUUGUCGACAACCUCCGCAAGCGUUUCAGCGAGAACCUCAUAUACACAUAUAUUGGCACCCUCCUUGUGUCUGUGAAUCCAUACCAGGAGCUCGGAAUCUACACUGUGAGCCAGAUGGAACUUUAUCAAGGGGUCAAUUUCUUUGAACUGCCACCACAUGUCUACGCUAUAGCCGACAACGCUUACCGAAUGAUGUGUGCUGAACUAAAUAACCAUUUCAUCCUCAUUUCUGGAGAGAGUGGGGCAGGGAAAACAGAGGCCUCCAAGAAAAUUCUCGAGUAUUUUGCAGUGACCUGCCCAAUGACCCAGUCACUACAAAUAGCCCGUGACAGACUGCUGUUCUCCAACCCAGUGCUGGAGGCUUUUGGAAAUGCCAGAACGCUCCGGAAUGACAACUCCAGCAGAUUUGGGAAAUACAUGGAUAUACAAUUUGAUUUUCAGGGCAUUCCCGUAGGUGGGCAUAUCAUCAGUUACUUGAUAGAGAAGUCCCGAGUUGUCUACCAAAACGAAGGCGAGCGGAAUUUCCACAUCUUCUACCAGCUGCUGGCAGGUGGCGAAGAGGAGCGCCUGUCUUACCUGGGACUCGAGCGAGACCCCCAGCUGUAUAAAUACCUCUCACAGGGUCAUUGUGCCAAAGAGUCAUCCAUUAGUGACAAGAAUGACUGGAAAACUGUUUCCAACGCCUUUUCUGUCAUUGAUUUUACUGAAGCUGACCUCGAGAAUCUCUUUGGAAUUAUUGCCAGUGUCUUACACCUGGGGAACAUUGGUUUUGAAGAAGACGACCAAGGCUGUGCCACUAUCCCAGACACCCAUGAGAUCAAGUGGAUAGCCAAGCUCCUGGGGGUCCACCCAUCAGUCCUUCUGGAAGCUCUCACCCACAGAAAAAUUGAAGCCAAAACUGAGGAGGUGAUCUGCCCGUUGACACUAGAACUCUCUGUCUACGCUAGAGAUGCAAUGGCAAAGGCUGUUUAUGGACGAACGUUUACUUGGCUGGUCAACAAAAUCAAUUCCUCCUUAGUUAACAAGGAUUUCACCAGGAAAACUGUAAUUGGAUUACUGGACAUCUAUGGGUUUGAAGUCUUUGACAAGAAUGGUUUUGAACAGUUCUGUAUAAAUUACUGCAAUGAGAAACUCCAGCAACUGUUAAUUGAGAGGACUCUAAAAGCAGAACAGGCAGAAUAUGAAAUGGAAGGCAUAGAGUGGGAGCCAAUUAAAUAUUUCAACAACAAGAUCAUCUGUGAUUUGGUAGAAGAGAGACAUAAAGGAAUCAUAUCUAUUCUGGAUGAAGAAUGCAUUCGGCCUGGUCCUGCUACAGACUUGAGUUUCCUGGAGAAAUUGGAAGAGAAAGUGGGCAAACAUGCACACUUCGAAACCCGUAAGCUGGCUGGUCCAAAGGGCCGAAAGAGGAUUGGCUGGAUGGAGUUCCGACUCCUCCACUAUGCAGGAGAGGUCACAUACUGCACCAAGGGAUUCUUGGAAAAAAACAAUGAUCUUCUUUACAGACAUCUGAAAGAAGUGCUGUGCAAGUCCAAGAACAUUAUCCUGAGGGAAUGCUUCCUGCUGGCCGAGUUAGAAAACCGGAGGAGGCCCCCAACAGUGGGGACUCAGUUUAAAAACAGUCUGAGCAGCCUUCUAGAAACCCUCAUCUCUAAGGAGCCCUCCUACAUCCGUUGCAUCAAGCCCAACGACAGGAAAGAACCCAGCAAAUUUGAUGACUUCCUCAUAAGGCAUCAGAUCAAAUACCUGGGGCUGAUGGAGCACCUGCGGGUGAGACGGGCUGGUUUUGCAUACCGAAGGAAAUACGAGCAUUUCUUGCAAAGAUACCUAGGAGUGGAAUUGAGUCACUGGGUUGAGCGUCUGAUGAUGUCAUUGUUCUACAAAGACAGGUACAAGUCCUUAUGCCCAGACACCUGGCCGCACUGGCACGGGCCUCCAGCAGAGGGCGUGGAACGGCUGAUCAAGUACAUCGGCUACAAACCCGAGGAAUACAAGUUAGGCAAAACCAAAAUAUUCAUUCGUUUCCCCAGAACUCUGUUUGCUACCGAAGAUGCCUUUGAAUUUAGUAAACAUCAACUAGUUGCAAGAAUCCAAGCCACUUACAAACGCUGCCUAGGAAGGAGAGAAUACGUGAAAAAAAGACAAGCAGCCAUCAAACUGGAAGCCCACUGGCGUGGGGCCCUGGCUCGGAAGGCAAUCCAAAGGAGAAAGUGGGCCGUGCGGAUUAUCAGAAAGUUCAUUAAAGGAUUCAUCAGUCGCAACAAACCCCUCUGUCCUGACAACGAGGAAUUUAUCGUGUUUGUGCGGAAGAAUUACAUCUUGAAUCUCCGGUAUCACCUUCCAAAGACUGUCCUGGACAAGAGCUGGCUGAGGCCUCCUGGCAUCUUGGAAAAUGCAUCAGAUCUGCUCAGGAAAAUGUGCGUGAGGAACCUGGUGCAGAAGUACUGCCGCGGGAUCACAGCUGAGCGGAAAGCAAUGAUGCAGCAAAAGGUAGUUACAAGUGAAAUCUUCAGGGGAAGGAAAGACGGCUACACAGAAAGUUUAAAUCAACCCUUUGUCAACAGUCGGAUAGAUGAAGGAGACAUUAAUCCGAAAGUGCUUCAGCUAAUUAGCCAUGAGAAAAUCCAGUAUGGUGUCCCGGUCAUUAAAUAUGACAGAAAAGGCUUCAAAGCACGGCAGCGGCAACUCAUUCUUACUCAGAAAGCAGCUUACGUGGUGGAACUUGCCAAAAUCAAGCAGAAAAUAGAGUACUCAGCUCUCAAAGGUGUCUCCACUAGCAAUCUGAGUGAUGGAAUCUUAGUCAUUCAUGUUUCACCAGAGGACAGCAAGCAAAAGGGGGAUGCCGUUUUGCAGUGUGGACACGUGUUUGAAGCAGUUACUAAACUCGUCAUGCUGGUUAAGAAGGAGAACAUUGUCAAUGUUGUUCAAGGAAGUUUACAGUUUUUUAUUAGUCCGGGAAAAGAAGGCACAAUAGUUUUCGACACUGGACUGGAAGAACAAGUCUAUAAAAAUAAAAAUGGACAAUUAACAGUGGUGUCAGUCCGGAGGAAGUCCUGAUAGAGGAUGACGUCUGACCUCUACCAUCGCCAUUUUUGCUCCAACUGAGGAAACUACAGGGGAAGUGGGGAUUGGAUCCAGUUAGCUACCUCUUCAAGGUACCAGGCCCGCAGCACUAACAGAUCACAUCUGAAGAAACUGAGGGGCGUUAGGCCAAAGCCUAAUCCCAGCUCCUCAGCUGCCCCAUGGCACCUUAUUUAAAAUGUCACCUUCUGGAAGCAGACCCCAGGUCACCCGAAGGCGCAAUUCUAAACACCCUCGACAGGAUCUAUGUUCAGUGCGCAGUCCAACGUGUCAUUAGAGGGUGGGCAAGAUUCUCUACCUCUGUCAAGCUGCCCUGAGACAUGAUGAAAUACUGUGUACAGCAAGUUCUCAAAUAACAUUUCGUUAUAUGUUGAUAAGACAUCUGAUUCCUGGGCAGGGCCACUGUCUGGGUGGAGUCUGUAUGUUCUCCCCAUGUCUCUGGGUUUCUUCUGGGUGCUCUGGUUUCCUCCCACGUCCCCAAGGUGUGUGUGUCAGGUGCACUGGCGUGUCUAUGCGGUCCCAGUCUGAGUGAGUGUGGGUGCGUGAGCCCCGUGAGAGGAGGACAUCCUGUCCAGGGUGGGUCCCGCCUUCUGCCCUGAGCUGCUGGGAUUGGGCUCUGGCCAUCUGCAACCCUGAACGUGCAGGUUGGAGAACGAAUGAAUACAAAUUUUAUUGUAAAAUAAAAAUGUAUAUAAAGCAUAUGAGCACACAAAUGGACAAUAAAUGCCACAGCGCAAAAGCGUGUAGCGAGCCUGCCACGCUUGUGACUGGGGAGGGGCUCCGUAUAAUCUCACCUUUGCAAGCGUUUAUUUACUGAUGUAUGCGGCCACCACUGUGACCACCAUCACUUACCGAUUCACCAAAACUUAGGUAAUAUGGUCUUAUUUUUGAUUUAAUUAAAUAUACGUGUAGCUCAUGUAUUUCACAGUUUAAUAUGAGAAGUGCUUUGGUCUUUAUUUAGAAAUUGGGUGAUGUUUUUGUGCCCAGCAACAUGCUGUAGGAAUUUAACUCUUGUUUACAUCCAUUAGCCUCAUGGUUUUGCUUCAAGUCUCAGCUUCCAAGAACCUAUCGAUGACUUACUGUGCAUGGUCUGAGACUAAGUAAAGGAAAUUUCCUAAAGCUGUGAAAUUUGAAUUUUGCUUUAAAUAAAUGGAACUCACAUGUGUCAAGGGA
Molecule: messenger RNA, 4741 nt
Organism: Homo sapiens (human)
Lineage: Eukaryota; Metazoa; Chordata; Mammalia; Primates; Hominidae
Gene: MYO1H
Product: myosin IH
Exons: 34
Coding region: 410-3544 (1044 amino acids)
Cellular component (GO): actin filament; myosin complex
Molecular function (GO): cytoskeletal motor activity; ATP binding
Source: RefSeq, a predicted model, not a curated record